AUGGCUACCGUCGCCACCAAGACCGGCCAGGAUGUUGACCGCAACGUCCUGGACUCAAUGCUCCGCCGUCGCAUGUUCUACACCCCCUCCUUCGAGAUCUACGGUGGUGUGUCGGGUCUCUACGACUAUGGCCCACCUGGAACCGCCCUUGUCGCCAACAUGACCGACUUGUGGCGCAAGCACUUCGUCCUGGAGGAGGAUAUGCUGGAGGUCGACACCACCAUGCUCACCCCCCACGAAAUUCUCAAGACUAGCGGGCACGUGGACAAGUUCGCCGACUGGAUGUGCAAGGACCCCAAGACUGGCGAGAUCUUCCGUGCGGAUCACCUUGUGGAAGAGGUCCUCGAGGCCCGCCUGAAGGGCGACAAGGAGGCCCGUGGCCAGAAGGUAGUCGUUGACGAGGAGAAGGAGGCCAAGAAGAAGAGAAAGGCCAAGGGUGACAAGAAGGCUGUUCAGUUGGACGAUGCUCUCGUCAAGGAGUACGAGGAGUGUCUGGCACAGAUCGAUAAUUUUGAUGGCCCCGAGCUUGAGAAGAUCAUCACCAACAGCAACAUGCCCGGCUACCUGCGUCCCGAGACCGCCCAGGGUCAGUUCCUGAACUUCGCCAAGCUGCUUGAGUUCAACCAGCAGUCCAUGCCCUUUGCUUCUGCCUCCAUUGGCAAGUCCUUCCGUAACGAGAUCUCUCCCCGUGCCGGUCUUUUGCGUGUGCGUGAGUUCCUUAUGGCUGAGAUUGAGCACUACGUCGACCCCGAGGGUGGCAAGAAGCACCCCCGCUUCGUCGAGGUCAAGGACCUUGAAAUGUCCCUGCUUGACCGUAAUGUGCAGCUGUCUGGCAGCACCAAGACCACCAAGAUGACCAUCGGCCAGGCCGUGGAGACUGGUCUAGUGGAUAACGAGACCCUCGGUUACUUCCUGGGUCGUAUCCAGCUCUUCCUGCUUAAGCUGGGUAUCGAUUUCAACAAGCUGCGUUUCCGUCAGCACAUGGCCAACGAGAUGGCCCACUACGCCGCUGAUUGCUGGGAUGCUGAGCUCCAGACUAGCUACGGCUGGAUUGAGUGUGUUGGCUGCGCUGACCGCAGUGCCUACGAUUUGACCGUGCACAAGAACAAGACCGGUGCCCCGCUUGUGGUUCGUGCCACCCGCGCUGAGCCAUUGCGCAUUGAGGAGUACCAGAUCGACCUCGAGAAGAAAAAGUUCGGACCCCGCUUCAAGAAGGACGCCAAGGCCGUUGAGUCGGCCAUCGAUGCUUUGUCCCAGGAGCUGCGUGAGAAGCUGUCCCUGGACCUGGAGAAGGACGGCAAGAUCGAGAUUGAGGUUGCUGGUGUUGGAUCUGGCAAGGUCGAGCUGGAGAAGGACCUUAUCACUAUUGAGAAGCGCACCCGCGUUGACAAUGUCCGCGAGUACACUCCCAACGUCAUUGAGCCGUCCUUUGGUAUCGGCCGUAUUAUGUACAGCAUGAUCGAGCAUGUCUACUGGUCCCGUGAGGGUGAUGAGGCUCGUGGUGUCCUGUCUUUCCCUCCCUCAAUUGCCCCUACCAAGGUCCUGCUGGUCCCUCUGUCCACCAACCCUGCCUUCAAGCCCCUGACCCAGCGUCUUACUUCCAAGUUGCGCCGUCUUGGUGUCUCUAACCGUGUGGACGACUCAUCCGCUUCCAUCGGUAAGCGUUACGCUCGCAACGACGAGCUGGGUACCCCCUUCGGUAUCACUGUCGACUUCCAGUCCGUUAAGGACAACACCUUCACUCUCCGUGACCGCGACUCCACCAAGCAGGUCCGUGCCAGCGAAGAUGAGAUCCUGGCCGCUCUUAAGUCCCUCACCGAUGGUGACGAGACCUGGGCUGAUGUGGCUAAGCGGCUGCCUGAGUUCACUGGUCAGGAAGUGGAGUAG
Molecule: messenger RNA, 1887 nt
Organism: Penicillium pulvis
Lineage: Eukaryota; Fungi; Ascomycota; Eurotiomycetes; Eurotiales; Aspergillaceae
Product: glycine--tRNA ligase
Exons: 3
Coding region: 1-1887 (628 amino acids)
Biological process (GO): mitochondrial glycyl-tRNA aminoacylation
Cellular component (GO): cytoplasm; mitochondrion
Molecular function (GO): ATP binding; glycine-tRNA ligase activity
Source: RefSeq, a predicted model, not a curated record